Prorocentrum cordatum is the source of this 1710-nucleotide messenger RNA. Lineage: Eukaryota; Dinophyceae; Prorocentrales; Prorocentraceae. The record is from the annotation of a GenBank genome assembly.
AUGUGCUUGGAGGCUCCCGGGGAGCUGGGCGCAGCUAAGGGGCUUAAGGGCGAGGAACUUCAGCUGCGCCAGCGGCGCAGCGCUGCCCCCCGCCCCCUUCCCGGCGGCGAGCCCGAGCCCGACGACGCGCUGACGAAGCAGAAGGCCAGGCAGACCCGACUCCAGGAGGCCAGGCCCAAGGCCAACACCGCAGUUGGCGAGGGCACAGCUGCCGGGAAUUGCGACGACGUGUCGACCGCGGCCCCUGGGCUGAGCAAGUGCGUGGACACCAUGGAGGAUUGGCUUCCGCUGAUGAGCUUAAUGGCGUACGCUAAGCCGUCGGACCCCUCGACGGUGGCGUUGCCGGACGGGCUGGCGGCUGACAACGACGUGCUGAUCACCCCGCUGACCGCGCUGAUAACGAAGGCCAGCGAGCAGGAAACGGUCGCACAGCCUGCGGCAACAGAGGCGAUUGCGGAGGUGCUCAAGACGGAGCUUGGUAAGUGCGAGAAGUUUGCGAAGCACCUCUUGGUGAUGGCUUUGCUGGCUGAGCACCGCUGGUCCGCGGCAGACGGCAAGUUCAGCGGCAACAUCACGGUGGCGCCGAUGCUAUCAUAUUAUUAUGACGUCAGGGCAUAUGCGAUCGCGAGGUUCAAGUUGCAGGACGCUUUGGGGCAACGUCGCGACUCGGGCAAGACUUUGCCCUUCGUCGCGAAGUUCAUCGAGGCCAUCGAACCGUUCUACUUCUUAGAGAUCAUCGGGCGGAGGGUGGGCCUCUGCCUCACCGAGCUAGACAUCAAGACGCUGCCCCGGGAAAUUGAUUCGGCGAAGGAAUUGCAGGACAAGUUCACGAAGUGGAUCGAGGGCUCCUGCAAUGAGGUCGCUGCCGCGGUGGAUCGCUGGGACGAGAAGCAGACCAACGCGAAGAUUUCACAGCAGAAGAAGGCCAAGGCGGAAGAGGGGGCUAGGCAGAAGAAGGCCGCGGAGGCCAAGGUGAAGGCGGCACAGCACAAGGAGUCCACUGCGGUGCCCACGCUCUUGUUCGACGCGACCAACGAUGUAGUCAGGCAGAUCAAGACGUACGACGACGAGGCUGAGUACAAGAAAGCCGUGGAGAAGAGCGAGGUCAACGCCACCGCUCCAUUCAUGAUCAAGACGAGCGAGACGCUGGCGGGCUUGAGCAACGAGCGUAGCAUCAGGGCAGCGAUGGGCGUCUUCCGCAUUCAGCUCCCAGGUUCGGCGAUGUUCACGGCCGAGUCGCGCGGGCACGGUCCUUGCCUUGCCGAUAUGGUCGACGCCCCCAAGGAGCUUGAGAACACGAUCCUCGACAAGACGUUCAAGCAGCUGUUGAUGUUCGGCCAGGACACCACCUACAAUAACUGUUCGCUGGAGCGGCAAGGCUCGGCCGCACUUUGCUACCAGGUCACGGGUUCGAGGCGUGUCUGCGUCUUCAGCUACAGGGCGUUGCUCGACUACUCGGUCCAGGCGAACAGCGUGCGCGGCGCCUCGCAGGACCUCUUCGAGUGGGCGGCCGACCUCAUCAAGGGAAUCCAGGUGAACGAGCAGCUGGAGUUGGUGAAGACACCGAUCUGGAGGGCAACUAUUCCGCAGGGCUCGUAUGCGCGCAUUCCGAUGGGCCCGUUCGCGCUGCAGCGCAGCGUCGGUGAGAACCUCGUCGCGGGCUUCGGGGCCAGCGUCGUGACCCUCAACAAGGAUUGGGGAUGUGCGUAA